GUCCUCGUUCUCGUCUCAGAGAGAUAGAAGACCUUGUGACGUGUGCCAGACGAGUGAAGAUGAAGAACAUGGUAGGGCUCGUAACUGUUUUGCGAAUCCACCUCAGCACGCUACUUUUUCGCCGCUCCACCUUGUCGUCUCUUCCUGCAGUGCUCGUUGCAGGCGCUGGUGAAGUGGUUUCGCCCCCCUCGUCUGGUGCAGACAGUAACGCUGAUGCCCUUGCUGCUGCAGAUGGAGUAGACAACGCUCACGAUCAUGCAGCUGCCUUAAUAUUUGAAGAUACUGCGUCUUCUGUGUUGAAGCACGCACAUGAUGUACAUGAUGACGACGAUUUAGUAGUUGGUGUCCCCCGAAGUCAAAUGUUACAUUCGUGUUCCUGUAGUUCGUCAGAGGACGACUGCAUAUGUGCAAUCUGCUUGGACCGCAUAGAACCUCAAGCUACAGUUGUAGGCGUCGGAGAAGGUGAAUCGACUCUGCCACCUGGGACAUUGACAGGCAGCAUCGCUUCGGACCUGAACUACUCAAAUAUAGCAGAAGAUGCAGGUGCCGCAGUAAACAACAGUGGAGGUCGUGGACGUUCUGGACUGUCAACUCCAGCGUCUGAUUAUAGCGCGUCGCAUGAAGACAGGGUUAAUUUUUACGGAUAACGCCAAUUCAUCUUCAGCAACAUCUUCCGGCCGUUUUCCACUUGUGAAAACCUCUGAGAGAUGUUUCAAAAGUGAUGGAUUGAUGUCCUCGGUGUCGCUAAGUUUUCAGUGGUGCAUUGUAUACGGAGCGACGCAGAAAGGGCGCUAAGCGGCAACCAAAUCCACCUCCUGUUUAUCUUAUGCCAAUACCAUCUCCUUCAUCCUGGAACGGAGAAUCAACUACAGCAACUACAGCUAAGCCAUGGAUCCUACUGGCUAGCGAUGAAGGACACGACUGUGAGGAAGCAGAUAUGUUUUCGGCUGCUGAUAGCAGAGCUACAACACGCUUAGGUGGUUACUCUUCUUUAAGGGUUGCCGUAAAGUGCAUGCUUCACUAUUAAUAUUCUUGACUUGAUAGUUGAUGUUUCUCAGUGCUGGGAAAGGAGUCAAGAACGAUCUGAAAAAUGCACUGUCGCAGCCUCCAACUCCCGAAAGGUCGGGCACAGCAAUUAGUCGUGCUAGUGCAGGCUUAACUUUGACGUCAGGAGAUGGUGGAAAUCAACAUGAGACUGAAACAAGACGGACGACGACGACCAGUUCAGUUGUGGGAAAACAAGGAGGAGACCGCGCAGCUGCUCCUCAAGGGGGCCGUGCCACGACGUUUCCAUGUGGUCACCAAUUUCACACGGCGUGCAUUCGUUCUCAUGCCUUGACACAGGUCGUGGCGCGAAAAGGCAUGCCUGCUGUCUACAAGUGUGCUUUGUGUCGGCAGCCCGCGGGUGUGGUCUUCGCGCCGCGUUACUUCACGCGACUCUUGGAGUCUCUAGGCUUCGAAGGAUUUACCUUUCCCUCGCAAAACGGCCUACGGGCUACUGAAAGAACAACUGUCGCAACAAGAACAAGGCAGCCAGAUCUACCAGCGCAUCGACGAAACGCAGCAAUAGAUGAACACAGAAGAACAAGUGAUAGUGAAGCCACUACAACUUUUGACUCAGAAAGUAGUAGUACUAUGGCUCCAAGAAGAGGCACUCGAACUCGUCUAGGCGAGGAAGUUGGGGAUCAUAAUCUUCAGGAAACAUCAAAUGAGGAACUCCAUGACCUAGCGAAUCCACAACGGUCAGGAGAAGCGGAUGAGGAGGAGCGGAAUGUUGUAGAUGAGGUCCUUGCUGGUCGUCCACCAUC
Amoebophrya sp. A25 is the source of this 1808-nucleotide messenger RNA. Lineage: Eukaryota; Dinophyceae; Syndiniales; Amoebophryaceae. The record is from the annotation of a GenBank genome assembly.